CUCCCCGAACGAUGAUCAUCACACUGCGGGCUCUCUUGGAACAGGGGAGGACAUUUUUGGAUGCACAGAAAGUAGUAAUUGAAGAAUUAGUCAUGAACAGAAACAAGAGAGACAGAGACUUCUACAGUCUCGAUGUUGGGGAUUCAACAUUCACAGUGCUCAAGCGAUACCAGAAUCUAAGACCAAUUGGAUCCGGAGCGCAAGGAAUCGUCUGCUCUGCUUAUGAUCAAACCCUUGAACGAAAUGUUGCCAUCAAGAAGCUGAGUCGACCGUUUCAGAAUCAGACCCAUGCCAAGAGGGCGUACAGAGAGCUAGUCCUAAUGAAAUGUGUCAAUCACAAAAAUAUAAUUGGUCUAUUAAAUGUAUUUACUCCGCAAAAAUCAUUAGAAGAGUUCCAAGAUGUCUACUUGGUUAUGGAGCUGAUGGAUGCCAACCUGUGCCAGGUCAUUCAAAUGGAGCUGGACCACGAGAGGCUGUCCUAUCUGCUCUAUCAGAUGUUGUGUGGUAUCAAACACCUGCACUCUGCUGGGAUCAUCCACAGGGACCUAAAACCCAGUAAUAUAGUUGUCAAGUCUGAUUGUACACUGAAGAUUUUGGACUUCGGCUUGGCUCGGACGGCUGCCACCGGCCUCCUGAUGACACCGUAUGUGGUUACACGCUACUACAGAGCACCUGAAGUUAUUCUGGGUAUGGGCUACCAAGCUAAUGUGGACAUAUGGUCUGUGGGCUGCAUUCUGGCAGAAAUGGUUCGCCAUAAAAUCCUCUUCCCAGGAAGGGACUAUAUUGACCAGUGGAACAAGGUCAUUGAGCAGCUCGGCACUCCAUCUCAGGAUUUUCUAAUGAAGCUGAAUCACUCAGUGAGAACGUACGUCGAGAACAGGCCACGGUACUCUGGGUACAGCUUUGAGAAACUCUUCCCAGAUGUGCUCUUCCCCGCUGACUCGGAUCACAACAAACUGAAAGCGAGCCAAGCCAGAGAUCUUUUAUCCAAGAUGUUGGUGAUUGAUGCAUCCAAGCGCAUCUCUGUAGACGAAGCCCUGCAGCACCCUUAUAUUAAUGUUUGGUAUGAUCCAGCUGAGGUGGAAGCACCUCCUCCAAAGUUCUCAGACAAACAGCUGGAUGAGAGAGAGCACACAGUGGAGGAGUGGAAAGAGCUAAUUUAUAAAGAGGUGAGCGAAUGGGAGGAAAGAACAAAAAAUGGAGUGAUAAGAGGCCAGCCGUCUCCAUUAGGUGCAGCAGUGAUCGAUAGCCCUCCUCAGCCUAAGUCCUCCUCCUCUUCCUCCUCCUCCUCUUCAGCCAACGAUGUUUCGUCCAUGUCCACCGAGCCCACCGACCCCAUCAGCGACCCCGCCAUGGGCUCUGAAACAGAUAGCAGCUUGGACAGCCACACCUCGCUGGGUGCUCUGGCCUGCUGCAGAUAACUACAUAUUCACACAAGCACACAUGCUACACGCUAAAAUAAAAUAAAAAAAUAAAAACUUCCUCAUCGGUAUAAGUGAUGGGAGAAGAUUUAGGCAAGUGAAACUCAUGUUAGUUUAUAGAGCUGUGAUUUUACUGUACAGUUUGUUUUUAUGUUCCCCUCCUUCGCGGCUGUAAAUUAUCGUGGUUUGAAAUUGUAUCAUAAUUCUUGUAUUUUUGCUGCAGAGAAUCAGAGGAUACGUUGGUGUGAAACUGUGAUGUAUGAGAUGA
This is a messenger RNA of Nematolebias whitei (Rio pearlfish), 1689 nucleotides long. It is a transcript of the gene mapk8a, whose product is annotated as mitogen-activated protein kinase 8a. The coding region runs from base 12 to 1421 and encodes 469 amino acids. Gene Ontology annotation, cellular component: cytoplasm; nucleus. Gene Ontology annotation, biological process: protein phosphorylation; JNK cascade. Gene Ontology annotation, molecular function: ATP binding; JUN kinase activity. The record is from RefSeq and is a predicted model, not a curated record. NCBI's taxonomy places the organism in Eukaryota, Metazoa, Chordata, Actinopteri, Cyprinodontiformes, Rivulidae. The transcript is spliced from 12 exons.